Molecule: messenger RNA, 2706 nt
Organism: Trematosphaeria pertusa
Lineage: Eukaryota; Fungi; Ascomycota; Dothideomycetes; Pleosporales; Trematosphaeriaceae
Product: 26S proteasome non-ATPase-like protein regulatory subunit 2
Exons: 6
Coding region: 1-2706 (901 amino acids)
Biological process (GO): proteasome-mediated ubiquitin-dependent protein catabolic process; regulation of protein catabolic process
Cellular component (GO): proteasome storage granule; nucleus; proteasome regulatory particle, base subcomplex
Molecular function (GO): enzyme regulator activity
Source: RefSeq, a predicted model, not a curated record
AUGGCAAAGGAAGACGAGAAGAAGCCCACAGCUGCUGAGAAGGGCAAAGGAAAGGCUGUGAAUGGGGCUGCUGACAAGAAGGAGGCAAAGAAAGACAAAGAUGGAAAGCCCGACCUGGAAGACAAGAAGGGCGGGAUACCUGAUGAGGAGCUCAGCGAGGAGGACCAGCAGCUCAAGAGCGACCUGGAGAUGCUGGUAGAGCGGAUACUAGGCCCAGAUACCGACCUGUACCAUCCUGCCCUCGAGAAGAUCAAGGAGUUCAUCAAGACAUCGACGAGUUCCAUGACGGCCGUGCCGAAGCCGCUCAAGUUCCUGAGACCCCACUAUGAGAGCUUAGAAAAGGCGUAUGAGUCCUGGCCGGAAGGAGACAACAAAAAAUCCUUCGCCGACAUGCUGUCGGUCCUCGGAAUGACCUACUCCGACGAAGACCGUGUCGACUGCUUGAAGUACCGUCUCCAAGCACCCUCUACAGAUAUCGGCUCGUGGGGACAUGAGUACAUGCGCCACCUCGCCCUCGAGAUCGGCAAAGAGUUCCAGACGCGGUUGAAUGAUGACAAGUCGACCGACGACAUCACCGACCUCGCCGUCUCGCUGAUACCGUUCUUCUUGAAGCACAACGCCGAGGCCGAUGCUGUAGAUCUCUUGUCGGACCUGGAGAUGAUCGACCAGAUCGAGCAGUAUCUGGACGAGGACACAUACGCCAGGGUGUGUUUGUACAUGGUCAGCACCGUGCCGCUGCUCACAUACCCCGACAACGACAAAUUCCUCCGCUCGGCUUUCUCGAUCUACCGAAAAUACAAGCAGUAUACUCAGGCAAUAAUCCUGGCCAUACGGUUGAACGACCGUGACCUGAUCGAAGAGACAUUCAACUCUACCGACGACAAGGCAAUACGGAGGCAAAUGGCAUUCCUCAUCUCUCGGCAGCGGAUAUGGUUCGAUGUAUCUGACGAUGAGGACCCGGAGCUUCAGGAGUGUUUGAGCAACACUAGACUGUCGGACCACUUCAAGGCGCUCGGCAAGGAGCUGAACAUUCUUGACCCGAAGACACCAGACGACAUCUACAAGACACACCUCGAGAGCAGCAGAACAGCGGGCCUGACCAACACCGAUUCCGCGAGGCACAAUCUCGCAUCCGCCUUUGUCAAUGCAUUCGUCAACGCUGGCUUCGGAAACGACAAGCUGAUGCUCAACUCCGAUAGCAAGAACAGCUGGGUCUGGAAGACGAAAGAUGAGGGUAUGCUUUCCACAGCCGCCUCCCUCGGCAUGCUCAUGCUGUGGGAUGUGGAGAUGGGUCUUGACAAGAUCGACCCGUAUACUAAUGUCGACGAGGACAUGAUCAAAGCUGGUGCCAUGCUUGCCACAGGUCUUUUCAACUCCGGUGUGCGGAUGGAGUCGGAUCCUGCCAUGGCUCUGCUCGGUGAUGAGGAUAACCUGGGGCACAAGAACAUCAACAUCCGCAUGGCCUCUAUCAUGGGUCUGGGUCUAGCUUAUGCCGGGUCAAACAAGGAGGAGCUCCUGGAGUUCCUCCUACCCAUCGUUGCCGACACGAACCUAGACAUGCAGCUCUCGGCUAUGGCAGCUCUAUCGCUUGGUCUGAUCUUCGUCGGCUCAGCCAAUGGAGAAGUCACCGAUGCGAUAAUCAACACACUCAUGGACGAGGACAGGUCGAAGCAGCUCAAGGAUAAAUGGACGCGAUUUAUGUCCCUCGGUCUCGCGCUUCUAUUCUUUGGCCAGCAAGAAGAGGUCGACGUCAUCCUGGAGACGCUAAAGGCUCUAGAUCAUCCCAUGGCGAAGGCCUCAUCCGUCCUUGCUGAGGUGUGUGCCUGGGCAGGCACUGGCAAUGUAUUGAAGAUUCAGCAGCUCCUCCAUAUCUGCAAUGAGCAUAUCGAAGAGGACAGCGAAGAGAAGAAGGGCGACGAGCUGCUUCAGUCGUACGCCGUCAUUGGACUAUCAAUAGUUGCCAUGGGCGAGGACGUCGGUCAGGAUAUGAUCCUGCGCACCUUCGGCCACCUGAUGCAUUACGGCGAGGCCAACAUCCGGAAAGGCGUUCCGCUAGCAAUGGCCCUCAUAAGCCCUAGCAAUCCCCAGAUGAAGGUCUACGAUACUCUUUCACGGUACUCGCACGACAAUGACAACGACGUCGCCAUCAACGCCAUCUUCGCCAUGGGUCUCCUCGGCGCCGGCACAAACAACGCUCGUCUCGCACAGCUACUUCGACAGCUUGCAAGCUACUAUCAUCGAGAUCCUAACGCACUCUUCAUGGUGCGCAUUGCCCAGGGUCUCCUCCACAUGGGCAAGGGCACCCUCUCGGCGAAUCCCUUCCACACCGACCGGCAAGUCCUGUCCCGCGUCGCAGCGGCUGGCCUCCUCACCGUGCUCGUCUCGCUCAUCGAUGCGAAGUCUUUCAUUGUCGGUGACUCGCAUUAUCUACUGUACUUCAUGGCCACGGCCAUUACCCCGCGCUUCCUCAUUACCCUCGAUGAGGACCUUAAGCCUCUCACAGUCAAUGUGCGCGUUGGUCAGGCGGUGGAUAUCGUGGGCCAGGCAGGUCGACCGAAGACGAUUACCGGGUGGCAGACACAGAGUACUCCGGUCCUGCUGUCGCACGGCGAGAGGGCGGAGCUAGAAGAUGAGAAGUAUCUGAGCUUGAGUAAUGUGCUGGAGGGUGUGGUGAUUUUGAGAAAGAAUCCCGAUUGGGAAGAUUGA